Hemisphaericaspora subhashii is the source of this 258-nucleotide messenger RNA. RefSeq lists its product as uncharacterized. The coding region runs from base 1 to 258 and encodes 85 amino acids. The transcript has a single exon. Lineage: Eukaryota; Fungi; Ascomycota; Pichiomycetes; Serinales; Debaryomycetaceae. The record is from RefSeq and is a predicted model, not a curated record.
AUGACUUCAACAAAUCCAAUACUUAUCCCUUCAGAUGAGAGUAAUUUUGAUGCCAACGGUGACACCACCGUAUUAAUAAACGUCAAAACAGAAGCCAAUCAAUCCUUUACCUUUAGAGUCUGUGACCGUAUUGAAGAUCGGGUGUUUGAAAUCAGAACCAGCGAUGGUGAGGUUUUCACCUAUUUUGAAGGACUUAUAAUUGACCAAAAAAUGUGGUUAAUAUUACCACUGAAUUUGAAAGAGGUAAUUGUUCUCUAA